CACACACACUUGAUUCAGAGCAAAACAGACUCAAGGGUCCUUCUCUAGAGGUCUCUCUUUGGGAACUUUCCAAGAAAUUCUUCAGAUGAUUUUUACUCCAGAUCAUUGACUGCUCUCAGAUCUAGCUCUGCCAGAAAUUGAGGCAGUUUCCCAGGGAGCUGAGGCUAUAUCCAAGCCCAAAGUAAGAUCUUACUAACAUGCUCAUUAUAUGCUAAGAUCCUUGAACGGUGCAAUCAUGCCUUGGGCUACAACCACAAUAAUAAUUUGUUCAACAAUUUUCUUUGAUUGCCACUAUCAAGCCAGCUGUAAAGCAAGUAGAGAAUCUUCACAAAAGAUAAUCCCCAGUGUCAUGGAGGAUGUACUGUCCAGAUUUCAAAUAAAAAAGGGAUUUGGUCCUCUGGGUGUUUCUGUAUAUAGAUGACAGUGGGCUAAUUUCAAGUUCUAGGAUACUAUAGGGCAGUCCAAAAAACUGAACACCCUAGUAAUCCACACAGGAAAAACCAAAGGGAUGAAAAACGGCUGUUGCUCAGACAUUAUAACACAAAUUAGGUCUGUAUUUUAUGAAGCCUACUAUUUCUUUUGGGUCUAUUACCUGAUUUCCCUCGGCUCUCACCCAUAAUCUAAUAAGGAGGCCUACCUCACCUUUAAAGUUCCUUCCAAAUGUUCAUUAACUCUUAAAUUGUUAGUCUCUUAAAGAAACAUUUGAGACAGCCCAAAGGGCUAAACUGUAACUCUGGGUUUCCCAACUCUAACACAAAGGGCAGGAGGGCAGUCUUUGAAAGGUUCCAAGCUCCUGGUUUUCCUGCCCACAAACAAUCUUUAUGGUCCCGGUGUGAUCUGAAUCUCCCAAAGCUGCUAGCCCACACUUGUAGGCUGUAGCCAAUCAUCUGCCCCACCUCAUUCCAGCCUCGAGGUCUGGGUGUCGAGGGUCUGGGAAGUUGUGACAGGGGGUGUAACCACUGGAACGCAGCCCCAGCAAAUAGCAGCACCACGUCGGGGGCGGGCCAACGACGUGAGCAAAUGCUCCCUUUCAUUCCGCCAAUCAGGACUGCCCGCAGGGCGGAGCUGAGGUCUACCUGGGUGCAGGUAAGGAGGUCUCCCUCCUCUUGGCAGUGGAAAGCCUGGAGUUCGAGAUAUGGUUCGGAACCAGGCGGCCCUAGGGGAAGAAAUGGCUGGGGCCGCGCUCCCGAUGGAACCGCUCCAGAAUCAAGUCCAAGAGCCGGAGAAGCUGGGUUCCCCGGAGCAGCAGGUCGCCGGGGAACAGCGGCCGGAGCCCCCGGAGAAGCCCGUUGGGGACCCCCAGGGGCCAAAGGAACCGGCAGCUGUGGCGAGCCUAGCUCGAACCCGGGAUCCCUCGGGCGAGAAGACGCUGUCCCUGCGCCCUACCUUCCUCCGGGUGCCCCAGCCGAGCUUGGGUUACGGCUCUUUCCGCUGUCGGGGAUCUGCGAGCUCUGAGCAGCUUCAGGGCCGCGGGGAUCGGGAGGGGGCCCUGGCCCUGGUCCCGGUCUCGGCCCCGGCAGAAGCGCAACCCCGGGAGGGCGAGACGUCCACUGUGGGCGCCGCACGAGAGCCGGGCGAGGUGGGGUCGGGGGCCUGGGCGCCCGUGGAACUGCAGGUAGACGUGCGAGUGAAACCCGUGGGUGCGGCGGUUUCGGGGCUCUCUCCCUCUCCGGUGCCCGCCACCCGCUUUUUCUCGGUAUCCGUGCCUGACUCUCCCGCCUUCUCGCGCCAUUCCUCCUUCUCUCGCUCCGGGGUGCCCCGGACCCCUUCCCCUGGGAGCACGUGGGGGGGAAGUCCGCACCCCCUUGCCGGCUGGGCCGAUCGGUAUCGGGAGCAGGAGGGGCGGGCAAGCCCGGGACCCGUGCGGUCCGGGGAAUCUCCGUCGGGACUUCCCCGAUGUAGGUGCCGGGAGCUGGGGCUGGAGGACAAGGAAUGGGAGAAGCUACUGCCGGGAUGCGGGGCCGACGGAGACCAGCUACACCAAGUGAUCGCACGCAUAGGCCUGCCAACGUACAUGAAAUCCUUGCGCUGGGCUCUGGCUGUCCUGGCAGUGCUGCUGGCGGUGGCUGUGAUCACCAUCGUGGCCCUGGCUUCUCGAGUAGGAACAAAGUGCCGACCUUGUCCAGAAGGCUGGAUAUGGUCAGAAGAACACUGUUACUAUCAUUCGUUGGAGGUUCAAAGCUGGGAAGACAGCAAAGCUUUCUGCUCAGCCCAACAAGCGUCUCUCCCAGUAUUGAGCCAAACACAGGACUUCCUGAGCAGAUAUCCGAUCCAGAGAUUAUAUUGGGUGGGUCUACGUCGAGGCCCUGAAGGGUGGCAAUGGAUCAAUGGGGCUCCAUUGCCCCCUCAGCUGCUCCUAAAUGAAGAUGAAGACAGCCCUCAGAACCAGAACUGUGGGGGCUUGGAAGAAGGGAAGCUCAAAGCUUUAGAAUGUGCCUCCUCUCGACCCUGGAUCUGUGUCAGGGAGGCCAAAUGAUCUGCUCCCUCUUCAAGUCUAAAUCCAAAAGAAGUGGGCCAGGAAGGCAUCAUGGUAUUACAUAGACAAGGUCAGAUCGUGUGCUGAGGGGGGUUACGGUUUCUCAAUAUAAAUAUUUCUGUGAAACCUUGGCUUAGGGCCCAGAGACAAACCCUGAAAAACACAAAUUAUUCAUCGAAAACUCAGGUAGUAGACCUCCAGUCCUCAGCCAAGGGGAUCCUAUUUUGUGGGGUUAACGAAAACUGGUUUGUAGCCUGUGGAAUCUUAACUCUAAUUUUAAUCCAGCUUCUGAACUUUGCUCAGCCAGUGGCCACUUAGCAUUUCUGGGUCUGGCUCCUGUUCCCCUUAUUUCCAGCAUCAUAUAUGUACAUAAUUGCUUUAUUUUACUUACCAAGGGAGAAGGAGAAUUAAGGAGCCAAAUUCCUAUGCUGAUUGAACUGCCAGUUUUCAUUACAGUACACUGAACAACAGAUAAUGUUUAAAUUGCUUUGUUACAGUGACCUUUAAUUAUUGUGGCUGGCUACAUUGUUAGUUAUAUUUCAAGUCUACAGAGGUUACAGAUGAAUUCUAAACCCAGUUGGGAAACAGAAUACAACUUCAGGUGGGCUAUGGAAAAGGAUGUAACAGUACAUAAAUGAGUGUUUAUUAGAAAUCACAGUAACCAUGGAAAGCUAGAUGGUGCAGGGAAUAAAGCACCAGCACUGGAAUCCAGAGGACCAGAGUUCAAAUCCAACUUCAGAUCCUAGACAUUUACUGUGGUACUCCAGGCAAAUCACUUAACCCUAAUUGUCUUGCUCCCUCCCUUUCCUUCCUCUUUCCUCUUCCCUACCUCAAAAAAAAGAAACCAAGGUAACCAGGAAGACCACCAGGAUUGCUAAAUAGGUGCUGGAGGCAAUCUCUAAAGCAGUGAUUCUUAUCAUAGGAAAAUAUUAUCUUGUAAAACUUGCUAUUAUAAGUCCUUACUUCUUAAAAUCAUUAAAGAUAUACUUCAAAAAGUCUCCUUUUCCCUCUCUGCUUUCCACUAAUUUUUUUUUUCUCUUUUUCUCUUCUAAAGCCGAAACAUGUAAUAGUUGAAAUUAGUAUAAUACUUGACUUUAACAAUAGAGUUGGGUUCAAGCCCUGGAUUUCAUUGGCUGAAUGGCAAAUUGAUUGACCUUUCCAGGGCUCAGUUUCCUACUCUGCUGAAAAAAUAAAGGUGGGAAUAGGUGGGUGGGUAGACUACAUGAUAUUUGGGGUUCCUUACACCUCUGUAAAUUCAUGAAUUAGUGCUAACCCCAAUUACUUUGACUAGGAAUUUAUUCCUGUGUCAUGGGCUAACCAGAUUUUUCUUAAAUUGCUUGGGUUUUUUUUUCAAGGUCAACUUCUCUAUACAGCAGCUUGUAUAUAUUGUAGCCCCUAAACUUUGCUGUUCAAGAUGUUGUAAAGAAGUGGGACAGACAGGAGGACCCGAGUUCAAAUCUGACCUCAGACACUUAAGACUUCCUAGCUGUGUGACCCUGGGCAAGUCACUUGACCCCAAUUGCCUCAACAACAACAAAGUGAGAGACGGGACAUAAAAGCACCACAGUUAUCAGGAAGUAGCUGAGUGACAAGAAGGAGAAAUGAAAGAUGCCAUUGAGAACUGAAGGAAAACUUAUUUCUGCUAUGGGUACUACCAUCCUCCAAGGUCUGGAGAUCUCAACUUGGGUCACCUCUGACUCAAUUCUCCUUAUUACAAUGGAAUGAGUAGCCAAGUUUUGUUUCUAUACUCCAUAAUACUUCCUACACCAUCUGCUCCCUUGUGGCCAUCACCCUCAUUACUUCUAAGUGUCUCCCUGACUCCAGUUUUCUCUCCCCCACAAUCUUUCUUUGAUUUAGUUUCCAAAGUGAUGCUUCUAAGGGAGAGGUCUGACCAUAUCACUUUUCUGCUCAGAAAGCUUCAGAAUCUGCUCACUACGGCCUUAAAGAUAAAGUGUAGACUUCUUAUUUGGCAAUCAGAUCCUUCACAAUCUGCCAAAUCUAUAUCCAGAUUUUUUUAUAAUUGGUUCUUCUACGAAUACUCUAAAAUAAACCAUUUGCUAUUCCCCAUAUUCUAUCUUCAGGUUAUAUAUCAUUGCAUUGUCCCCUUAUACCUGGAAUGUACUUUCUCCUCACUUAGACUUCUUAAGAGUCCUCAUCUCCCUGGGGCAGCUUGAUGGCACAAUGGAUAGAGCACAGCCCUGCGGUUAGGAGGAUCUGAGUUCACAUCCAGCCUUGGACACUUAAAACUUCCUAGCUGUGUGACCCUGGGCAAGUCACUUGACCUUAAUUGCCUCAGCAAAAAAAAAAAAAAAAUCCUAAUCGCCUUUCAAAGCUCACCUCAAGUUCCAUCUCCUACUUGAGGCCUUUCCUACUCCUUCUCAACUAUCAAAUGUUCUGGAAAUUAUUUUGUAUUUAUAUACAUGUGACACAUUGCUUUUCCCUAAAAGACUAAGUUCUGUGAGGGCAGGGACUGUUUCUUUUUUGUCUUUGUAUUUCCACUACUGCCACAUAACAUAAUAAAAUGCUUGUUAAUCUAUCAA
Messenger RNA from Antechinus flavipes (yellow-footed antechinus), 5016 nucleotides. It is a transcript of the gene KLRG2, whose product is annotated as killer cell lectin like receptor G2. The transcript has 5 exons. The coding region runs from base 1136 to 2476 and encodes 446 amino acids. Lineage: Eukaryota; Metazoa; Chordata; Mammalia; Dasyuromorphia; Dasyuridae. The record is from RefSeq and is a predicted model, not a curated record.